UUUUACACUAACAAACACCGUAUCCAACUCCUCCUCCAUUAAAAACAAACAAGACGUAAGCAAACUCACAAAAGAGUAAAAACAUAAAUCUGAAUAAACAAAUAUCGAGGCUCAGCUCAGGGAAUUAGUAGCCGCGUAAAACAAAUAAGCCUCCCAACUCCCAUUCUCACUGUCUUCCGCUUAUAUAAAUAUGCAUUCAACUCUUAAACAAACUCCACAACUGUUUCUCCUUCUCACAAUAACCAUGAAGAAACCUGGAUUCUUAGCAGCGUCCAUCGCCGCCGCUUCUGCUACAACCGCCAUUAAUGGCACCAAAACUUCUCACGAGGAACGUGGAAUUUCGAUUAAACAUCAGACAGAUUCUUCGCAGGAGAAGAUGAGUUGUUGCUCGGAGAAAUUUGCGCCGAGGUUUGAUGGAUUGAGGUUUAUAGAAACGCUUAUAACUGCUCAUAGAUGACGAGAAGCCUUUGGAACUCUGAGAUCUACGCUAUUUGAUAAGGAUAAAUCGGAGACUUUCUUUUUUAAUGUUUAAGUCUGAUUUGAAUCCAUUUCAAUUUGGUUUCAUAAAGCCGAAGGCUUUUUGUAAUCAACUCAUUAUUAUCAAUUCAUGUGUCUCAAUCCAAAUUAUGUGGAUUUUUGUGCAUCUCAACACCAAGACAAGUGGACAAAUGGUUAUCUUGGUU
Lactuca virosa is the source of this 683-nucleotide messenger RNA. NCBI's taxonomy places the organism in Eukaryota, Viridiplantae, Streptophyta, Magnoliopsida, Asterales, Asteraceae. The record is from the annotation of a GenBank genome assembly.